Oppia nitens is the source of this 1440-nucleotide messenger RNA. RefSeq lists its product as uncharacterized. The transcript is spliced from 2 exons. Gene Ontology annotation, biological process: protein phosphorylation. Lineage: Eukaryota; Metazoa; Arthropoda; Arachnida; Sarcoptiformes; Oppiidae. The record is from RefSeq and is a predicted model, not a curated record. The coding region runs from base 95 to 1324 and encodes 409 amino acids. Gene Ontology annotation, molecular function: protein kinase activity; ATP binding.
UAAAACAAAGUUUCAAAUGAAACAGGUGUUAACAGUGAAACUAUAGGUGCAAAACAAUAUCAACUACUACUACAACAACAACAACAGAACAGGUAUGUCAAUCAAACCAAGUGUUGGCUCAUCGGCUGAUGAAUUUGAUUUGGCCGGUUUUUUGAGCGAAACAUUCGGUCAAGAUUACGAACCGGAAGAUGAUGUAUUUGAAGGGUCACCACCACCGGCAUCGCCAACCCAGACACAAACAGAAGUCGGCGAACCCGAAGUAAGCAUUCAAAACUCAUUGGGCCAGGGAGGUCUGCAACCUAACAAAUGGCCAAUUGAUUGGACAGCAUUGGCAUCUGAUUUCAGAACAUUGAAAACAAUGGGCUUUAUUAUCGACGAGUACGACAAGGGUAAGCACUCAUUUAGCUAUAUGGGUGAGGGUUCGUUUGGAGCAGUAUUUUAUGGACGGUAUGGCAAAGAGAUUGAACAGCAAAAGGAUAGGUCAAGCGGUCAACGACUACGUAACGUAAAGGUCGACCAAUUGUUUGCCAUCAAGUGUACACAUAUUCAUCCAAAUGAUCCGCUGGCCGAUACCUACAGGUUAGUAAUGGAAAGAGAAAAACAGAUUAUGAAACGGUUGAACCACGAGAACGUACUAACCUAUCGUAUGAUAGUCAACAUAGGUCCGUCCGUAGAGUAUACGAUGCCCGAUGGCCAAGUGGUGCUCAGCUAUGACCGUAGCUAUAUGCUUAUGGAUUUUGCCGAAUACGGUAGUCUGGACAGGUAUGCCGAACACUGUUUGCUGACCGGCUAUUCUGUAAGCAAAAUAUUCUGGGAUCUAUUGGCUGGACUCAAGUACUUGCAUAUAAACCAUGUGAUUCACGGCGAUAUUAGUGCCCGCAAUGUCCUUAUAUUUUUCGAAUGGCACCAACGACCGACACCGGUUACCGAAUCAAUUGACACACAAUCGGAGCCGGCCGUAACAGCCAAAUGGGCCGACUUUGGUAUGGCCAAACAGUAUCCGAUGAACGUGACCGACCCUAACGAACAAUGGCGAAUGGGAUCGGACAUGAAAAAAGAUGUCGAAGACAUGUGCGAUAUGUUCGACCUAAUGGCCUAUAUGAUUAUGGCUAAUCCAUUGCUCAGAUACGAGUGUCCAAUACUGGCCGAACUGACCGCCUAUUUGCGCAAUAUUCCCAGUCAAGAGCUGCCCGUCGGUCUCAAUAUGAGGCCGUAUCUGCACACAGAUCUAUCAAUGUUGUUCAUCGAGCACAUGAACUCACCUGAAAUGGAGUACUAUUCUAGUCGACAUUUUGUCGAUUAUAUAUUAACAUAUCCACAAUAAGCAUACCUGAGCAGCAGCACCAGCAGCAGGAAGCACCGUACCCUUGUACUGGUUUACAUCUAUAUAUAUAUACUUGAGCAGUAGUGGUUGGUAAUAUAUAUAAAUAAAAAUUUAUA